AGACCAAAGAUUGGUACCCGCAUUAUACUUAUGAUUUAUGAGCCAAAACAACAGAGCGGCUCCAUCCAACCCUGAGAGGAGAUCCUGCACUGCGUUUUGCAGCCUUGGCAACAGGAGGGGUUAUGUUAAGGUUUGGUCUGUUAAACAGAAAACCAACUGUGUCUGCCUGUAGCCUGCCUCCUCCCCUGGACCUGCUGCCUGCAUUAAUAUUCAGCCCCUCAGCCAACCAGGGAAGCAGGGCGGAUGACAUCAUGGGCUAGGGAACAGUGAGCAGCCAGUGAAGCAUCCAGCCUGCCGAACAAGCUUGCUUUUAGGGUCAGGAACUGGUCUGACGAGARAAUGGCAGUCCUGCCUUUAAACCGUCACUAGGACUGUACGGCUGACAAUGAAGCUACCUGGACUCCAGGCCCAUCGGAGCAACACUAAGCAGGAGAAUGUGAAGACAUAUUUCAGGACCUUGUGAGUGCUACUAAACAUGUCUGAUAGUGUUGAUAUUGAAGAAAAACCACCGGCCCCGCCCUUGAGAAUGAACAGUAGUUCCCGAGACUCUUCAUCACUGAAUCACGCCUCCAAACCGCUUCCAAUGGCUCCUGAAGAGAAAAACAAGAAAGCCCGCCUGCGUUCCAUCUUCCCCGGGGGAGACAAAACAAACAAAAAGAAGGAGAAGGAACGUCCUGAGAUAUCCCUCCCCUCAGACUUUGAACACACCAUUCAUGUUGGCUUUGAUGCUGUAACGGGAGAAUUCACAGGAAUCCCGGAGCAGUGGGCGCGGCUGCUGCAAACAUCGAACAUCACCAAGCUGGAGCAGAAGAAGAACCCGCAGGCGGUGCUGGAUGUGCUGAAGUUCUACGACUCCAAAGAGACUGUGAACAAUCAGAAAUACAUGAGCUUCACCUCAGGAGACAAGACAGCACAUGGAUACAUCGCAGCAAAUACUUUGGGUGCCAAAACCUCAACAACAGAACCCCCGAUCGCUCCGCCUGUGUCAGAGGAGGAGGAUGAGGAGGAUGAAGAAGAAGAGGAGGAGGAGGAAAAUGAGGACGACGACGACGAGCUGCCUCCGGUCAUCGCCCCUCGACCCGAGCACACCAAAUCUAUCUACACGCGCUCCGUUAUGGAUCCACCAAAGCCCCCCUCUCCGGUGAAGGAAGUGGUGACUCCACCCGAGUCGCAGGUCCAGCCUGAGAAUCUGUCCAACACAAUGUAUCGCCACACUGACCGGCAGAGGAAAAAGUCCAAAAUGACGGAUGAGGAGAUUUUGGAGAGACUCAGGAGUAUUGUGAGUGUGGGGGAUCCCAAAAAGAAGUACACGCGCUUCGAGAAAAUAGGACAAGGAGCGUCUGGCACCGUCUACACUGCCAUCGACAUUGCGACUGGUCAAGAGGUGGCCAUCAAACAGAUGAACCUGCAGCAGCAGCCSAAGAAAGAGUUGAUCAUCAAUGAGAUCUUGGUGAUGAGGGAAAACAAAAACUCCAACAUAGUGAACUACCUGGACAGUUACUUGGUAGGAGACGAGCUGUGGGUGGUGAUGGAAUAUUUGGCUGGAGGCUCGUUGACAGAUGUGGUGACGGAGACCUGCAUGGACGAGGGCCAGAUCGCUGCAGUCUGCAGAGAGUGUCUUCAAGCCUUGGACUUUCUACACUCCAACCAGGUUAUCCACAGAGAUAUUAAAAGUGACAACAUCCUCCUGGGCAUGGACGGAUCUGUCAAACUAACCGACUUUGGGUUCUGCGCCCAGAUCACUCCAGAGCAGAACAAGCGCAGCACGAUGGUGGGAACACCCUACUGGAUGGCGCCAGAGGUGGUAACUCGGAAGGCUUAUGGCCCGAAAGUGGAUAUCUGGUCUCUGGGAAUCAUGGCGAUAGAGAUGGUGGAGGGAGAACCUCCUUACCUUAAUGAGAAUCCACUCAGGGCACUGUAUUUGAUAGCAACCAAUGGAACUCCAGAGCUGCAGAACCCCGAAAGGCUGUCGUCUAUUUUCAGAGACUUUCUGAACCGCUGUCUGGAGAUGGACGUGGACCGCAGAGGCUCCGCCAAGGAGCUGCUCCAGCAUUCCUUCCUCAAGCUGGCGAAGCCUCUGUCCAGCCUGACGCCUCUGAUUGUAGCUGCUAAGGAAGCCAUAAAGAACAGCAGUCGUUAAGGGUGGGCUCGCUGUCCGCGCCCGAAGCUGGAGCCCUGCCCGUGACGCGUUGGCUCACGCCGUCACGGGGGUUUGGGYGUGUGGGGUUGGGGGUGGCAGUGACAGCUCAAGGAGGGGGUCUUGUGUGACUUACAGUGACAGCACAAGGACAAACGACCCCCUCCCCACCAAGCCUCAUAUGUAGGACGGACACCUGGCCUUGCAGCCUCUUGGCCAUGCUGCUGAAAAAAGACCUUGCCUCCUGUUUACUUCUCCAGCACUGUACAUGUAGAGCAGUUUAUCACAAGUAUGUCAGAGUGCGUGUGUGUGUGUGUGUGAGUGUGUGUAAAUGAACUGUGCACAUUUGUUUGCAUCAUGUCCUGUUUAGGAGUGUGUCACUUCCUAAACUGUAAAAAGAAAAAAACAAACAGGUUAAUUUGAAUUGAAGAGGAAAGGUGCUUAUUCUUAAAUCCCUUAAUUCAGGAGAGAGGCAGAGAAACAAAGAUUUCCUCCCUGUCCAGCUUUUCAGGCUUGAUUUUCAUUCCUCUUCUCCCCUUCAUGAAGCUGCCUCAGAACCACACCUGGAGCCGCAGCAGCCAGCGGAGGUUAAAGAGCAGCAAACACCACCAGUCCGCAUCUCAACGUGCCGCGUCUUUGCUGUGUUUUAUGUGUGUGUGAGUAAGUGUAGGGGUGCAACUACUGGGGAAGAAUUUCACACGACCUAUGCCAGCUUUAACACAGUUCAGUAAUCCAUUUUAUAUCAAUAGUUUGAUUAAAUCCUCUGUAUGAUUAGAGCCAUGAAUCCAGGUCAAGGACACAUUAACUGCUGCUGUUUUUUUGCAUCAUUUCAAAAGAGAUUCUUCACACGUUCUGUUUCAUUUCGCAAMGUUCUAUAAAUUAUUCAGGAUGGGUUUGAAAUUGUAUGUUUGUUGUUGAUUUUGGAGUUUUUAAAUAGAAGGGAAAUGAAGGGUUCUCCUUAUGGAGGCGACACAGCGAACGGUUCUCCCACAUUCUAACAAAAGCUGGUAAAAUUCUCUUAGCUGGAGGGGGUCUCCUUUGUCUUUUAAUUUAGUUUAAUAAAAAAAUGUUAAGUGAUUAGUAAGAGUUUGAUCAAAACCUGCUCAGGUGAAAACCUAACGAGGCGCUGACCGACAACGCCCCCCCCCCACCUCCUCUUCAUCCUGUUUUAAAAUGCUGCUUGUUUAAGCUUUAAGUUUAUUUUCUGUUUUCACUUUUGUGUCUUAAAAUGAUUUGCUUUUCAUAAAAAAAAACUUCACAUUUCGUCGUGAUUCGUUGGAUACAUGGCCAACUUUGUAGAGGAAAUGUUAUCCUCUGAGCAAAGUGAGGAGUGCUGAGUCAUGAUUGUAGCCRUGCCCCGGAGGUUCACAUUCCUUUCAUAGCUGGUUUAGAGUUUAAACUCAUUCCCGUUCAGAGGCUAUCUUUUUUUUUUGUCGUCAUUUUCUUGUGAUAUCAGGCAUUCUUCACGCAGCUCUCCAUCCGUAUGAGYGGGCGUGUUUGUGCGUUUGGUUGUGGGGGUGGGAGGGGGCCUCAGUCGUGAUUUCCACCUGAAGUWUGAGGUGCAGGGUAGCURCUUUGUUCCACUCCUCCUCUGUUAMAACAGGCGGUGAAGAAAUGGUAAYWAUCAGGAGGGAUGCAACAGAUUUCAUGCAUGUGCAACAAAAUAUACUCUGUAUCUCAUUUCCGACAAGGUUGGGAUCAUUAGRAUAUGUAUGUAUGUAAAUAUGACAGGAAACCCCUUUUUUUGCGGAACUAUGUAACUUAAAAUGACAAURUUCAGGCUGCUGUUUGCACCCUGGAAAAGGAAAAAGAAGAGAGAAAAAAUCAACACACACACACACACUAACACACACACAUGUGCUGUCCCUGCACUCCUGGAUCCACCUCUCCUGUUUGGGCUUGCCGGCCCCCUGCUCCUGGGCCCUCACAGUCUGUCCAGUCUGUCGUCCUGAGUGUUGGUGUGUGCGCGAGCGCGUGUGCGGUUAGCUGGAAGCGGCCUGUCGGGAAGCUUCGCCCGGGGGGCCCCCUGGGACACUUUGGCCCCUGACCCUCGUACARGUCUGAACUAUGAGCACAAAGCUGAAUUUCGGGACAAGAGACACAACCGCUGACGCCCCCUCCCCCCCACCCCUCUUUUUCUGUGGUUGCUCCUGUACAUUCCUAUCUUCUGAAUGUGUAAACCUGUACACGUGGUGUGAAAAAUUCCUCUAUUAAUGUGUAUCAAGAGAAUGGAACAAAGACAAAAAAUGUUACUUUUUAAAUUAUUAUCUUUAUUAUUAUUACUCUUAUUAUUGUCUAGCUUUGUAAAACUGCUGAUCCAUCUGGCAUACCUCAGCAGGCCCUUCCCCACCUUUGGAAAAGGACAAACGAGUAUCCGGGGAAAUGAGGUUUUGGAUAAACUAUUUUUAACUGUGGUUGAAGCAAUAGACUUUUUGAACUUUGAAUUGUGCAUGGCUGUGUCUUGAGUGUAAAAAAAUGUUGCAGUUUGGAAACUGGACUGAAA
Messenger RNA from Austrofundulus limnaeus, 4640 nucleotides. RefSeq names its product serine/threonine-protein kinase PAK 3. The record is from RefSeq and is a predicted model, not a curated record. Gene Ontology annotation, molecular function: protein serine/threonine kinase activity; ATP binding. The coding region runs from base 476 to 2140 and encodes 554 amino acids. Gene Ontology annotation, biological process: protein phosphorylation. The transcript has 17 exons. NCBI's taxonomy places the organism in Eukaryota, Metazoa, Chordata, Actinopteri, Cyprinodontiformes, Rivulidae.